Messenger RNA from Peromyscus eremicus (cactus mouse), 1748 nucleotides. It is a transcript of the gene Cfap157, whose product is annotated as cilia and flagella associated protein 157. Gene Ontology annotation, molecular function: microtubule binding. The transcript has 9 exons. The coding region runs from base 60 to 1634 and encodes 524 amino acids. Gene Ontology annotation, biological process: sperm axoneme assembly. Gene Ontology annotation, cellular component: cilium; ciliary basal body. The record is from RefSeq and is a predicted model, not a curated record. Lineage: Eukaryota; Metazoa; Chordata; Mammalia; Rodentia; Cricetidae.
UUUCCUUAGCAACCACCUGGCUUCUUAAAGAGGACUUGAAAGAGUAGUUGCCAUCAGCCAUGGCUCCCAAAAAGAAGCCGAACAAAGGUGGUAAAGAGUCUGAGGUCAAGAAGAAGAAAGGGGGCAAAAAGGAUUCAAGUGCCGUCGCCAAGUCUACAGACCCCACCGUGGUGGAGGAGCUGAAGGAGUUCUACCACAAACAGAUCCAAGACCUGGAGGACCGGCUGGCCCGGUACCAGCGGAAGUGGGAUGAGCUGGCUGUGCAAGAGAAGCUCUUCCGCCAGGAGUUCGAGCAGCUGGCCAACAACAAGAAGGAGAUUGUGGCCUUCCUCAAGCGCACACUCAACCAGAGGGUGGAUGAGAUCACGGAGCUCAACGACCAGCUGCAGAGCCUUCAGCUGGCAAAGGAGAUGGAGAAGGACGCUUUCGAGGCACAGCUGGCCCAGGUGCGCCAUGAAUUCCAGGAGACCAAGGACCAGCUCACCACAGAGAACAUUGCCCUCGGGGUAAAGCUGGCUGCCCUGGAAGAAUUUCGGCUGCAGAAAGAGGAACUCACAGACAAGUACUUGAUGCUAGAGGAGCAGCUGAAAAAGCAGGAGAGUGAAUACAAGGACUACGUGUACAACCUGGAGAAGAAGUCUGUGCUGGACAAGGACAGGCUAAGGAAAGAGAUCAUCCAGCGUGUGAACCUAGUGGCCACUGAGUUCCGCAAGGUGGCCACUAACCAGAUGUGGGAGACGACCAGGCGGGCCAUCCUGGAGAACAACAACGUGACUCUGCAGCUGUCCUGGGUGUCUCAGCAAGGGGUGCAGCUACUGCAGGAGAACGAGCAGCUCAAGGGCGUGCAUGAUAAACUGUACCAGCAGGUGGAGCUCCUGGAGAACACCCAAGAGAUCAUGGCCAGAAACAACAGAGGCCAUAAGAAGGUCAUUCUCAUGCUGACAGAGAAGUGCCGCCAGCAGAGGCAGGUCACAGAGGAGGCAGAGCAGCUUCGCCUCCUGCUGGCCGAACUGGAGCAGAACUUCCAGAAGCUGCAGAAGGACGACCAGACCCUGAGGAGUGAGAAAGACCAGCUGGAACAGCAGCUGAGGGAACAGCAGGCAGAGGUGAAUCGGCUCCGAAAGAAGCUGGCUGAGGAACAGAAGGUUCGGGCCAGGCUGGAAACGGUCCUGGCCCAGGCCACCUCCCUCCUACAGGAAAUUGUGCAGAUGCGAACAGAUGCGGAGGAUGGGGACUUUGACGUAGUGUUCCAACUGCAGCGGAAGGAGCUGCUGCAGCAGUUGCUGGCCCUGCUCAUCUCAGCUGUGGCUUCCAAACUGCAGCUGGCUAUGCACUGCCACCAGGAAAACCAGCCCCAGGGCCCAACCAAAGAGAGCACCCAGAUGAUAUCCAGGACCUCGGCUGCUUCUCUGAUGCAGGAGCUCUCAGCCAUCACAACCUACAAGCCUGGGGAUCUCGGGCUGGUGCCUCGCCGGGUCCACAUCCCACCCAACCCCCAGGACCUCAGGGCUCUUUCCUAUGUCACCCGAAUGGGGAUCUGCCAGUUACAGAACACUAAUGAGAUCUCCCCAUCUGGCGCUCUCAAAAGAUUCAGAAAGUUCAGCCUUCCUAAACCUUUCCUACACCGUAAGUAGCGCACGGAGAGACCAAGCCAGCGCAGACAUAGACUGUUGUGGCCACAGUUCCUCCUUCACCUGCGAGUGGCCUGGGGCAACCCAGAAGUUAUAUAAAGAGUGGGUACCACAUGA